CACCGUGACUGAAGCUGCCAUCGACUUCAACGACCAGGCCGUGCCGUUGACGUUAACGAUACGGUGUACUGACGGCAACCCCGUCAACGUCAUCACCGGGACUUUCAACGUCAAUAUCGUUGAUGAGGUACGUCUGUAGGAUACCGGCGUCCCUGAACUAUGACGUCACGCCCGUUCAUAACGUCACGAUUAAUUGCGACGACGGUAACGUCUUUAGCGCGAGAAAUUACUACGCAGUGGAGCUGGAAAACAGCCCUUCGGUGUUUGUUAACCUUCCUGCGGUUAUUUUACCGUCAAUGGCCGAGUCAGUGACGUCUAAAACAUUACUUUAUACUCUCACAGUAUCGGACCUAGGCGUUCCACCAUAAAACUUGAGCGAUACUGCACUUGCCGUGGGCAUUCUACCUUUGGAGCAAAGUACUGUGACACCGCCGAAUACCCAGUACCUGGUGUACGCCCACAAUCCAGGCGGAUUCGAUUUCGAAAAAAUUUCCAGAGCCGUGAACGUCGAGAUCACGUGCGGCGACUCCUUGUCCACCGUCAAAAAGACGCUGAUUGUGAACAUAAUCAAUACGGCACCGGUGAUCACUUACCCAGGAGGCUCCAGUGACGUCGCUGAGGAUGUUAGCGGAACGUUGACGUUAAAGACGUUGGAUUUCGAAACUUUCGAUAAGUCUGACGCCACCUGUUCAAUGACGAGCGCUGACAGGGGACCAUUCGCCGUCACUGGCAACCAAAUCGUGAAGAUGGCUGGAGCUCUGGACUUUGAGACAAAGGCGACGUAAAAUCUUGACGUCACGUGCACUGACGGCCUUCUUCAAACCACGGAUACUUACGUUGUCAAAGUCCAAAACGUCGGUCCAGAGAUAACGAGUUUGCCGACGGCGUCAACCGUGGACGAGUGGCAAACUGCGGAAAAGCAACUCACGACGUUGACGUUAACGGAGGACGCGGCUGACUGCGUUCAGACGUCACCGACGUAUUACGAGUUUAACGUCAAAUACGAGCCCACCACAUAAGCUAUCUAAACAUAUGGGUGAUCUACUCCGUCAGCGAGGCGGUGGCGGGGCGGUCGCUUAGCUACGACACGAACCCCUCCUACAACCUGCACAUUCAGUGCAGCGACGCCGCGGGGGUCAAAGGGGCGGAGAAGAUUUUCACCGUCCAUAUUAACGAUAACAAAGCGCCGACGAUCGACAACCUUAGCACGGGCGAAAUUCGCGCCAAGUCCGUGAUUAAUUUCGAAAAGGUCAACAAACUCUCGUACGAGGUCGUGAUUUACGCCUACGGCGGCUUCGGCAAUUCCACGACCGAGACUUUGACGCUGCUCAUCAGUGACGUCAACGAGAAACCGGAAUUCACAACAACGACUUGGACGAUCACGAAAAACGACGAAGGCGGGCCUGGAGAGCAGAUAAGCUGUCCGGACUUUAAGAACGACAUCUAGGGCGAAGAUGUGGGCGAUGUCCACACGUACAAGAUGUCGUGCCCUUGGGGCCGUGGCGUCUUCGUCAUGGAACCCCUAACCGGCUGCGUUACCAUGACCAAGGAAUGGGACCUGGAUGCGGCUAACAAGCGUCUGGGGAAGGAGACUGUUGUGUGCACUUUGACGGCCACCGACCUCCGUGGACUGACGACCACCGCCACGUUCAACAUAAAGAUCAAGGAAGAGGACGACAACAAACCCUUCCUGUCGCAGACCUCCUACGUGUACUGCGCGACUGUGGGUUCAACUUCCGGUACGCUGGGUCAGGUGACCUCAACAGACAAUGACGUCCUUGACGCGCAUACGACCAAGAAAUAUGAGUUUGUCGGAAGUGGACCCUUCUCCGCAUAUUGGACCGGAGGUCUGACAUACGGGGAUUUGAGCUCAUAUGCAAAAGGCACUAAAUUUGAAACCACCCUCAGAGUUACAGAUUCCGCCGGCCACUACCACGAAUCUCCUGUCACAAUUUUCAUCUGCGACCCACCGCCACCAGCGCCAUCAAGUCCCAACAGCGCCAGGGGCGCAUCGUCGGCAACUUCCGGCGGCAUUGACAACUUCCUGUAUUGGCUGAUACCGGCGCUGCUCCUUCUGGCGUUCAUGGCGGGGCUGGCCGUGUAUCUCAUUCGGCGAUGCAUCCAAGGCGGCCGAUGCGGUUCCUGUUACCAGUCGCGCGCCGUAAAGACGAUCCGGCCCGACCGGCCGCUUUAAGACCCAGGGAGAGGCCAGACACGAGUGAUCACCGCCAGGGAAGUCGAUGAGCGUCAGGCGGUCUACCGCAAGCCCCCCUCAACAUCAACGCCACCACCUCCACCACCUCCACCGACCGAAAAAGGAACAAUCGCUCCAUGCGAUCUUCCUAUUGUUCACUACCACGCACGUGAUGUGGGGAACCUAGGUGAUAUGUACCCGAAGUAUUGAGAUCCGUAAACAGCGAUCUCCGUGACUUUUCGUGAAUCUUCGGAAUGUUAUCUUCAGACUAUUUUAGAGACAAUUCCAUGACUUUUCGAAAAGCUUCGGAAUAUUUAAAAAAACAAUUUCAAGCCAAUCAAGUAUUUAUUCAAACCGGAUCGUUAAGCGUUUAAUUUCCAAUGUUUAAUAAUAUAUUUUGGGUUUAUUGAAUGCUUAUGUCGAAUAAAAGUAAACACAA
Messenger RNA from Dreissena polymorpha, 2633 nucleotides. RefSeq lists its product as uncharacterized. Gene Ontology annotation, cellular component: membrane; catenin complex. The transcript is spliced from 15 exons. Gene Ontology annotation, molecular function: calcium ion binding; cadherin binding. Bases 1481 to 2194 code for a protein of 237 amino acids. The record is from RefSeq and is a predicted model, not a curated record. NCBI's taxonomy places the organism in Eukaryota, Metazoa, Mollusca, Bivalvia, Myida, Dreissenidae. Gene Ontology annotation, biological process: homophilic cell-cell adhesion.